Molecule: messenger RNA, 2554 nt
Organism: Archocentrus centrarchus (flier cichlid)
Lineage: Eukaryota; Metazoa; Chordata; Actinopteri; Cichliformes; Cichlidae
Gene: rnd1b
Product: Rho family GTPase 1b
Exons: 5
Coding region: 107-805 (232 amino acids)
Biological process (GO): small GTPase-mediated signal transduction
Molecular function (GO): GTP binding; GTPase activity
Source: RefSeq, a predicted model, not a curated record
UCGAGAGACAGACACCGGGACUCUCAAUCACGCUGGGACCAUUCUGCUGUUUGUUUUUGCCAUUUUCUGCAAAGAAAGAAAAAAACACUGGAGCACUGUUGAGAUCAUGAAGGAAAGGAGAAAUACACAGCCGCUGGUGGUGAGAUGUAAACUGGUUCUUGUGGGAGACGUUCAAUGCGGAAAAACGGCGAUGUUGCAAGUCCUGGCGAAAGACUGUUAUCCAGAGACAUACGUGCCCACGGUAUUUGAAAACUACACAGCCUGUCUGGAACUGGAAGAGCAGCGAGUGGAGCUCAGUCUGUGGGACACUUCAGGUUCUCCGUACUAUGAUAAUGUGAGGCCCCUGUGCUACAGUGACUCAGAUGCAGUUCUGCUUUGUUUUGACAUCAGCCGCCCAGAUACUGUGGACAGCAGUCUGAAGAAGUGGAAAACUGAAAUUCUGGACUUCUGUCCAAGCACACGUAUCCUGCUGAUCGGCUGUAAGACUGACCUUCGCACAGACGUCUGCACGCUGAUGGAGCUGUCCAAUCAGAAGCAGACUCCAAUCACCUAUGAGCAGGGUUCUGCUAUGGCUAAGCAGCUGGGUGCCGAGGCUUAUCUAGAGUGCUCGGCAUUCACCUCGGAGAAAAGCAUCCACAGCGUAUUCCGCACCGCUGCGAUGGCCUGCAUCAACAAGCUGCAGCCUCUCCCGAAGCCCAGCCCCACCCGACGCCUCUCCAAAAGACUUCUCCACCUGCCCAGCAAGUCAGAUUUGCUCUCCACCACCUUCAAGAAGGAGAAGGCCAAGAGCUGCUCGGUAAUGUGAGUGGAGAUCUCUUGGGUUACGGUCCUCACAUUAAACCCCGAUCCCCUGCCUCUUUGGUCUCGGGGAAGGGGGGGUGAGCACGAUGGUUUUAUCAGGGUUACCUGCUGAAUCCUUCCCCCACCCCCCCAAGAAACCAAACACCACUCAGAAGAGGUGGACACCUCGCUGUCCACUUGCUCCUGAACCUUUCAGUGCACAUCCAUCUUUUGCCAUUGUUUAUUUUGCUUUUGAACAAACAAUAUCAGUCAAGGUUUGAUCACCGAGCUACCUUUUUUUUUUUUCCCCACCUGUGAACAGUAUGCAACUACAAUGAUGUAACAUCUGUCUAAUUUUACUAUCUAUAGGCACAUGUUGAUUUUGUCCGAAAUGGAAAUGUGCAACGUGUGACGUUUAAUCUUGUGAUGUAAAUGCCUCUCGGACAACUCAAUGGAUAUUUUUCUAAAUACAAAAAUAAAUCUAGCAUGAAACCAUCAGGAAAUAGCAAAAUCCUGUACAUCCUUCCUAGUAAGGUGUGUGAGGUGUGAAACAGCGUGUCACUGGUUUCCCCAUUUACUGAAAGUACAUAGAAUAGAUGUACAGGGAGCAAUGGCACAAACCAUGAGAGCUAUUACAUAGAGAGCUGUUCUUAUUGUCUCAGCGGUGAUGACAGCAGGGAUAAGAGCUGUGAGCACAGGCUUCUGUGCUUACAGCAGUCCUGACUACAUCAGCCUGCAUGGAUUUUUGAUGCAUGGCUGUGUAGCUCUGGACAGUGUUGCUCUGUAAGCUUUCAGUGGAAUAAGUAGAAGAUGAUGAAGAGGCUCAGUGUACACAAAAUGACUACAGAAAAAUGGCUGCAGAAAUGCAGAAAGGACACAAAAUAUAAAGGGAAAUUUAGCUGGACUUUCAGAGUGUCUUUUAUCACUGCUGGAGUCUUAUUUCUGGUAAUGGGAUUGACACAUUUUAAUUGGUCUUGUUGUGACCAGGAGCAUAAACACAGUUAGUUCAAUGAUGAGCUUCUGUGUAUUAUUUAUGAAGCCGCGGCUGGUUACUGAUACCAGUCAAAGUGUCAGGAGGCAUAUUUAAAAACAUAAGAUUACUCCUACCUAGAAGUCAGGCUGACCAGUAAUGGUUUGUAUUUUCAAACACUCUUCAGAUCUAAAGAUUUGUAGCAUUGCGUUGUUGACAGUUUUUCAACAAUUCUCAAAUGGUAUGCAGUUUUGAAAAAUGCCUUUCAUAUUGAGUUCCCAGAAGUCAGUGAGAUUUUUGAAUACUGUAAUUACUGUAAUAUGCCUGUGGAUUUCUCACAUUUCCAUCAAUGCAAUGUAGCAGCCUCAACCUGAUUCAAUUCUUCCAAGAUGACUAAUUUUUGUUUGCACACACUUGUUAAUCUGUUGACAUCCAAUAAGCAGCACUUACUGUAGGUUACAUUGCAAAAAAAAAAAAAUCAGAUGCUUUUCUGAGCUUAAAUCGUAGGCUUCAUGGUUAUGUGUGUGUGCAGCAUCGAUCUCUAUGCUUCUAACCAUAAAGCAAUAAUGAUUUAAGUGCUUUGUGAUGCAAAGUAACCGGCGUGGCAAUAAAAACGCAGCUUUGUGAUUACUGUCAUGCUAUAAGUGCUCCAUGGGUCGACGUGUUAUAGAUUGAAACAAUCUCUGCUGUACAAAAAGGCUGCUGAUAUGGCCCCACCUUCCCUCUGUGUAAGUAGUGACUGGUAUAUAGAAAACCAAGGACAGCGUUGUGAUAUGAACUAGAUCAGAGUACGGCCAAAAAAAA